Molecule: messenger RNA, 1552 nt
Organism: Pygocentrus nattereri (red-bellied piranha)
Lineage: Eukaryota; Metazoa; Chordata; Actinopteri; Characiformes; Serrasalmidae
Gene: krt18b
Product: keratin 18b
Exons: 7
Coding region: 75-1283 (402 amino acids)
Biological process (GO): intermediate filament cytoskeleton organization
Cellular component (GO): keratin filament
Molecular function (GO): structural molecule activity
Source: RefSeq, a predicted model, not a curated record
CACAGGUCUCUACAUUUUCACCGCUCCAGAGUGCUCUCAUUUUCUUUCACCAUUCUCUACAUCACUCCAUCAUCAUGAGCUACUACAUGCCUCAGGCCUCUCACGCCUCUUUCACUCGCUCCGUGCCUAUGUCGUACCGUGCUGCCAGCAUGUAUGAAGGUACAGGGGGCCAAAGAAGCAGGAUCUCCUCAGCUUCAGCCUAUGGCAGCCUGCGCUCCGCUCCUCUGGGAUCCUCCAUCUCCUCCAGCUCAGCCUUCAAGGUGAGUUCUGCAGGCUCAGGGUCCCUCAAAGCAGCCGGGGCCUCUGCAGGGCCCAUGGUGGGUGAUGAGAAAAGGCAGAUGCAGAGCCUGAACGACCGUCUGGCCUCCUACCUGGAGACAGUGCACAAGCUGGAGGAGGAGAACAGUAAGCUGGAGCAGAAGAUUAGAGAGGCCAUGGAGAAAGCAGGGCCCGACAUGCGUGACUACAGCAAGUACAAUGCCAUCAUAGAUGACCUAAGGAAGAAGAUAUUCGAUGCCACUGUGGACAAUGCCCGUCUGGUUCUGCAGAUUGAUAACUCUCGUCUGGCUGCAGAUGACUUCAGAGUCAAGUAUGAGAAUGAGACGGCCAUUAGGCAGUCCGUGGAGGCCGACAUCGCAGGGCUGAAGAAACUCAUUGAUGACACUAACAUUGGCCGCAUGAACGUUGAGAGUGAGAUUGAGACCUUGAAAGAGGAGCUUCUCUUCCUCAAGAAAAACCAUGAUAAUGAAGUCGCAGACUUGCGUAAUCAGAUCGCUCAGUCAGGUGUGCAGGUAGAUGUAGAUGCUCCAAAAGGCCAGGACAUGGCUCAAGUGAUGGAGGAGAUGAGACAAAACUACGAGAGGUUGGCACUGAAGAACGCAGAGGAACUCAAAAUAUGGCAUGAGAACCAGAUGGCUGAUGUACAAGUACAGGUGACACAGAACACAGAAGCAUUACAGGGAGCUCAGAUGGAGAUCAAUGACCUGCGCAGACAGAUUCAGACGCUUGAGAUAGAACUGGCAUCCCAAAAAAGCCUGAAAGCAUCGCUGGAGGAGACACUGCGGAACACAGAGUUACGCUCGAAUGCAGAGGUGGAGAAAUACAACGGCAUCAUCCUGCAGCUGGAGGCAGAGCUAGCCCAGCUGAGGGCAAAGGUCACUGAACAGGGUCAGGAGUACGAAGCUCUGCUCAACAUGAAAAUGAAACUGGAGGCAGAGAUUGCCACCUACAAGACCCUCUUGGACGGAGGAGAUUUUAAACUCCAAGAUGCACUUGAUGCCUGAAACAUGAUGAGAUCGUGGAUGCAGGCUGGAGAAGGAGAUGGGAGAAAUGUCAAAACCUCCCAGCAAAAAAACUAAAACUCAUUUUAAAAUGUGAAAAUAUGUAAAAUGUUUUCUGUGAAGUAAUAAGUCUACAAAUUGACCAUUUAUAACACAUUCGUGUUAAUGAAACCACUGUCAGGCCUAAAAACUGAAGCACUAAACAUGUGAAGGAUUUAGCAAAUGUGAAUCUUUUGGGCAAAAAUGAAAUAAAUCAAACCGUGCUGUAAAAA